Lytechinus variegatus (green sea urchin) is the source of this 4004-nucleotide messenger RNA. RefSeq names its product charged multivesicular body protein 2a-like. Gene Ontology annotation, biological process: endosome transport via multivesicular body sorting pathway; protein transport; late endosome to vacuole transport. Lineage: Eukaryota; Metazoa; Echinodermata; Echinoidea; Temnopleuroida; Toxopneustidae. The record is from RefSeq and is a predicted model, not a curated record. The transcript is spliced from 6 exons. Gene Ontology annotation, cellular component: multivesicular body; ESCRT III complex. Bases 246 to 914 code for a protein of 222 amino acids.
UGCUAUUUUUAUACCAAUGAUGUUUACUUCGUGAUUCUGAAUCAUCUCCAGACUCCACUGGCGACUUCAGCUAACUUUUAUUAUUACUGGAAGUGGAAGAGUAUCCAAAGCAAAAGGGAUAUUGUUGAUAUCGAUGCCAAGAAGAUUUGGCUUGCUUCAGUAGGUGACCAACCAGUCAUACCAAGCAGAUAGACUCAUACAAAAAGAGAUCCCAAUUUCCAGUGACAGAACAACAAGCCGUCAUCAUGCAGGCUUUGUUUGGGAAAAAAAAGACGCCGGAGCAGAUGCUGAAGCAGAACCAGAGAGCGCUGAAUAAAACGAUACGAGAAUUAGACAGAGAGAGGACUCGUAUGGAGCAACAGGAGAAGAAGGUUAUUGCUGAUAUCAAGAAGAUGGCAAAGCUAGGCCAGAUGGAUGCAGUGAAGAUCAUGGCUAAGGAUUUAGUGAGAACCAGGAACUUUGUCAAAAGAUUUAUCUUGAUGAAAGCAAACAUCCAGGCGGUGGCAUUGAAAGUACAGACGUUACGAUCCCAAAGUGCUAUGGCUAACGCUAUGAAAGGUGUCUCCAAGGCAUUGAAAACAAUGAAUUCUAAGAUGAAAUUGCCUCAGAUAGAGAAGAUAAUGAGGGAGUUUGAACGAGAAUCAGAGAUCAUGGAUAUGAAGGAAGAAAUGAUGAAUGAUGCUAUUGAUGAUGUCAUGGAAGGAGAUCAGGAUGAAGAAGAGAGUGAUGCCAUUGUGUCUCAAGUCCUUGAUGAACUGGGUCUUUCAUUAUCAGAUGAUCUAGUUGGUAUCCCGACCACAGGAGGAGCGCUCAAUACCAAGAACAAGGAAUCCGGUAAGGUACCCGUUGCUGAAGGAGUAGGUGAUGCUGACGCUGAUCUUCAAGCUAGACUUGAUAACCUUCGGAGAGAAUAGAAAAUGCUACAUGUAGGAAGCAAAUGGACUUUACACAGCCUUUUUCAUAGCGACAUCCGUCAAAUGCUGCUGCUGAGCAAGGAUGGACAAAUUUAGGAAAGAAUAGAAGUCUGAAACUUCAGAUACAUUCAACAGUAUGGUUGUCUGACCCAUUGGGCACAGAUUUUGCUUGAUUAGACACAUAAGCAUUUCAGGGGUCAUAUUGUUUUUGUACAAUAGUGGGCCUCUAAAACUUUUGUGUCUAAAACCCCCAUUCCACAGAGAGCAAGACCUCUGAAGACCAUGAAACUUGCUUGAUCUUUUAAAGGGUCCUUCAAAGGUCUCCCGUCUGUGGAAUGAAUGCCUUAGCUGGCUUGAUCCUCAUCUGUGACUCACUAUAUGUGGGAGUUUCCUGAAAUAAUUCAUCUCUGUUUUGUAGGUUGUAUGAAAAGCUAUAAUGCUCUUGAUUUAUCAUGGCUUGACUGGUUUUUCAGGUGAAGAAAGAAUGGAGAAAAAGAGGGGUCGGUUGUACAAAAAGGUUGAUUAUCUUAUGGAAUAUGCUUUCAGCUUUUUCUAUUUAUUGGGAGAGCUCAGAAUUAGCAGAAUUUUGUCAACAAAAUCAGGAAAAGGCUGAUCCUCAUCUACAAGCCAUGUCUUACAUGUACAUUCUUACGAGAGGGAAGAGUUUCCAAAAUGAAAACGGAGGGGUUGCAGAAAGAUAAUUAUUUAAAUGCAACUAAAACAAAUCAAAUGCAAGUCCCAAAUACUUGUUUCUGAUUGGUUGAAGAUCAAUGAUGUGCAUGUGAUGUUUGUAGUUGUGUUUGAUUCUACUCUUUGUGGAUGAAAGUUGCAAUCAGCUUGUAAUGACCAAACAUGAUCUGAUUGUAAGUGCAUUCUGUGUAAAAGACUGGCCAGUAAUAAUCAGAGUCAUUGCUUUAUGUUACUUACUUUGUUAACUGUUUUGUGUUAGGGCCCAUGUAUGAAAAUGAAAUUAUACAUAAAUCAACUAUGUACAUGUAAUAAGCGUACCACCGUUUCAUGGAAGUUGUCAGCACUGACAAGUUGUCUUCCUCCGACAGUUACCAUAGUAACAUUCAGAGGCCAGUGCCUUUCAGCCAAUCAGAUCUAAGGAUUUCACUGAAAUUGUCAACGCUGACAAUUUAGUCAGUGCUAGCAACUUUAAUGAAACACCCACCACUUCCCAAAAAGUUAAUCCUCAAGAGACUGGGAGCUGAUAUAGCUCUCAUUUAACAUAAAAAAUAAAUUGUUAACACGAAAAGCUCUUACCAUUAUGUUUAAUGACUGUACUUCCAGUCUUGGGCAACUUUUGCAAUGCCAGGCUACAUGGUUGUUACGGUAAAGCAAAUGUAAAAAAAAACACAAAUAAAUACAUUUAAUUAUAAACAUUGUUUUGAGACUUUUUUUCAAAUUAAUUUGGUUUACUAAGUUUUUAAAACCAUGUCUAGCAUCCACAUUACAUUAAGUCACAUUUAAUCUUUAUGAAGUAGCCGUUGGAUUUCAAAGUCAUCCGACAAAGUUUUGCUAAUCUUACAAUUAACUUUUCAUGAAACAGCAUUCAGGUUUCAAAUUAGAGCAAAGAAUGUUCAUCUUAGGAAUAUGUUAAAUGUUAGCUCUUGAUGGGAUAUGAGCUAUACAACACCAAUAUGAUAUUUUAAAAAAGGAUUUGCUUUCUUUCGUUCUGUUUGUACUAUUUCAGUUGAUAUUCCCAAAGAAUCUUUGAAGAAUCAAUCAUACAACUCAAUUUAAACCUGGUUAUCUGUCUAUUAAAAACAUUAUCUAUUGAGAUACAGAAUCUCAGUCCACUUUCUAUUUGGUCUCCUCCCACAUGACCUAAGACCCCGUUCGCAUUUCAGUCCUAGAACUACAUGGACCUGGCCACAGAGGAUUAUCUAUUGUUACUGGGGGUGCUGUGACAAUGCUCAGCACCCCAAGUAACAAUAGAAUAAUCACCCAUGGACAGGGUCCUGUAAAACUAGUUUAGAGCAAACUAGUUUAGUGGAAACAAGGGGGGGGGGGUGUUUCAUAAAGCUGUUCGUAAGAUACAAAUGACUUUAUGCAUGACUGGUUACCCUUUCUCAUGCCAAGUGAUAUAUUCCUGGGUAAUUUCAGUUAGGACUAAGAUUAUGUUCCAGUGGUGCCUAAAGCUGUAUGUAACUUUUCAAACAGCUUAAUGAAACACCCACCUGGUAACAUGUAAUGGGAAUGCUCGAAGCGGUUUUUGAAGAGAUCAUAAAUGGUCUUCCGAACCAGUUUGGAAAGCAACAUGUGGUGGACUCGGUCGAUGGAUAUUGAAGAUUUAUUUUUGAAGUUUUUACUCUUAUUACUGUUUUUCAUUUAUUUCACAAGGGGAAUGCAUGAUGUAUUUAUAAUCCGUUUCAUACAUUCUCUCAUAUGUGGUCUGUUGAAAGUUAUAAUGUAAAUAUUUAGUCGUCAUGGUAGCCUUUUGUAAAUUAUGAUUUUUAUAUGAUCUUCGUGAAACAAAUUAUUUUAUAAUGAUGUUUAUUAUGAUAUAGAAUUUACAGCUGUAUGUUGCAAUGGACUUGAAAAAAAGUUGUCAAAUCUGUAAUGAAAAACUCAUGCAGUGAUGUAAAAAUGCACACUAUGAAAUUCCAAAUGAAGAAUGCUGGGCUGCAAAGCAUUUGAAUUGUGACUUCUUCUUGUACAAAGAAUAGAGGAGUUCAAUGCAAUUGUGUAGUCCCAAUUUCAUGAAUGCUGUUUCAAAUCUAUAGUCUGAAAACCAUGAUUAAAUGUGGAUUUUCUGCAUUAAUCACAGAUCACCGAUACGCAGUGCUUGUAACAAAGGUUACAGUGUUAUGAGCAUUUAGGUUGUUUUAUGAACUAUGAGAAUUUAUUGAUUCUAUUUGAGGAAAGGGGACUGCUUAGAGCUAUUCUUGAACUUAGCUUUGGCAUUUACUUUUUCAAGUAAUAAUAGUGGAAAGAUUGGUAUCAUUAGAAAGAUAGUGUGAAUGUGCACUGCAGUGCUAAAAGUAAGAAAAAAUUAUAUUUAUAAAGAGGAUAUGUAUUAUUAAGCCUUUGAACUUACUUGUAUUGUUGAUAAUAAAGUUAUUUACAUGUAUAGUAUGAAAUAGU